AUGUCUGUGGUAACAUACGAAAAACCCCUACCCCAUAUCGGUUUGGCCGAUUGGUUUGCCAAACAAUGGAGCGCCCAACAAACCAACGAUGCUCGUAGGGCGGACGCUUUCAAAUUACGACAAGAAGCGCGACAACUUAGAAAUGAAGCAACUAUUAAAACAAAUUGGGACACUUAUCACAACAAUGUCAGACUAGGAGAUCGGAUUACAGAGCUAGAUAGAUGGAAGGAAACGUUAGAAGUAUGUCUCCAAAGAAUAGAAAAGGAAGUCGGAUUGCUUAAGGAUGAAAAAUACGAAACAGAAAAAGAGAUAGAUGGACUUGGGAUUCCAAUAAAUAUAAUUUCAGAAUGUAUAUUUGUCAGAGAUAAUAGGCAAGGGGCAGAGUUGACGUUCGAUGAAGGCGAAACAGAGCUGAAGAAGGAACUAUCUCUUUUGGAAAAUGUAAAAAAGCUGUUGAUAGAACGAUGCCAGGCAGCCUGGGAAAAACAUAACAAACUAAAUGAAGUUCGUUUCAAACUUAGCUUGGAGAUCAACAACAGACAUGAAUCUAUUGAAAUCGACAAACAUCAAUUGAGUUUGGAUAAAAAUUGUGCUGAUAUAAGCUUCCGAACGGAUCCAUUACGUAUUGUUAAAAACUCAUUGCCAAAUGAGUCUUGGCUAGAACAUAGUAGCUACCUAAACAGUUUAGCUGAAAACGAAUUAGCAGAAACUUUAAAAAUGCGCGAAGCUCUAUUUAUAGAUAGGGAACACGCUAAAAAUGAUAUCUCAGCGCAGCGUGAUAGAGUAGAUUUUAUUUUACUUGCCCUGCAACCAAAUGCUGAUGCACUAAAAUUGGUUGAAACUAGAUUGGAAAAUCGGUCCAAUCGUCCCGGCUUCGAGCUGUCCCGUGAUGAAGUUGAACAAGGAUUAAAAGAAGAAGUCUUACAACUCAGACAAACCAGAGAUGAUUUAAAAGACAAAAUUAACUGUGCCAGAGCUACUUAUAACGCUUUGGAAGAACAGCAAGUCCUGAUCGACAGGGAGUUGGACAGUAAAAAUCAAUCUUUGAAGACCGAUAUUCAAUGUCUGGACUUACGGGCUCAGUUGAGGAUAGGGAGUUUUGCUGCUCCGGAAACUGAGACUGAUAGGAAUAUACUGUUGACUAGGAUGGAGAAAGAAAUUCCGUCUACAACAUAA
Messenger RNA from Ceutorhynchus assimilis (cabbage seed weevil), 1176 nucleotides. The record is from the annotation of a GenBank genome assembly. NCBI's taxonomy places the organism in Eukaryota, Metazoa, Arthropoda, Insecta, Coleoptera, Curculionidae.